Molecule: messenger RNA, 1566 nt
Organism: Prorocentrum cordatum
Lineage: Eukaryota; Dinophyceae; Prorocentrales; Prorocentraceae
Source: the annotation of a GenBank genome assembly
CGCGCGCUCGCCUUGCAUCGCGCCUCCGGCAAAAAGGCGAGCAAGUGGGAUUCCACGCUGCCAGCUGCCCCCUGCAGCUUUCCUUACCCGUCCUCUGUAUCCACAGAUCCGAUCGCAUGGCUGCUUUUCUGUACAUAUAAGAGCAAGCCAGCAAGCCGCGGUCGUGGCAGGCACCUUGGCUCAAACCGCUCGCCAUCUUGGCUCAAGCGCCCGCGGCUGUGCUUUGACGCGUGUCGUUACCGCUCUUUAUAGGAUGUGGUGCUUGUGGCCUAUAGGCCCAGAGCGGUGAGGCGUGAAGUCGAUGAUGCACGUGGGGGCAGUAGCCAACGCUGCCGUAGCCGUCAUCGGAGUGGUCUGUUGGUACCUCCUCGUCUUUCAUCACGUGGAGGGCGUGGAUGUACUGGAUGCCGAGGGCGCAGGAGAGCGCAUCGUCAAGUUCGACGUCCUGGCCGUGGAUGCCUCCAACAGGUCCGCCACCGACCCCGUGGCGCGGCUCACCCUGGGCCUCGCGGCGGCGCAGCCCGAGGCGCUGAGCCUCGAGGAGCUCCUGCGCUCCCCCGCUGUGGCGUUCUUUGCCCUGGACUGGUCCCUGAGCUUCUUCGUCUUCCUCGAGCUGGCCGACCCCCCGGCCGCGUGGCGUGAGCCGCCCCUGGACCGUUGCAUCCCGCGGCACGCCGGGAAGGUCGCGUGGAGCGUGCCGCUCUUCGAGGUGGAGCGGUGGGCGCAGUCCCGGGCGCUGCCGGCGGCCCUCUGGGUCUGGAGCCCGGGCGGCUGCGGGCGCGCGCCCGCCCGCGCAGUGCUGGCCGCGGCCGGGUCAGCGGUGGUGGCGGGGAGCUGCUGGGCGGAGCAGCUGGGGGCGGCACGGCCCCGCCUGCCCGAGCGGCAGCUGCAGCGCCUGCUGCGCGCCAGCUGGGCCCUGGAGGCGCACCUCGCUGCACGCCAGGCCCCGAGCGGCGAGCCGCUGCUCGCGGUGCUGCCGGGCCCCCUCGGGUACCGCCUGCUGGACCUCGCGGAGGGGCUGGGCCCUGGGCAGAGGAGCCUCUUCCUGCACGGCCCCGUCGACGAGGCCGUCGAGGGCUCCUACGGGGAGCUGGCCAGCGGCCUCUCGGGCCUGGGGCGCGCGCUGCUCGCGGCGGAGCCGCUGCACUGGGCCCUGCGGCUGCUGCUGCCGCGCCGGGCCCCGCUCAGCACAGAGCUGAGCCAGCGGCGGGCGGCCGGGACGCUGCCGGCCGUGGAUGACCCGCUGGCGGAGCUGGCGGUGCUGGACGCGCUGGACGGCGCAGCCCUGUGGUCGGAGGCUCGCCGCGCGUCGCCGGGCGGCGCGGCCGCGGCGUGCCCGGAGCUGGCGUCCCAGAAUCCGGAGCGCCGCGGCGCUGCCGAGGGGGCCGUGCUCGCCUGGGUGCUGGGAGCCGCGCCGGGCAGCGCGCCCGUGGAGUCAGCGGCGGAACGGCUGCGGGGCCUCCAGGCCGCCGCCGGGCUCCCGCAGCCCGAGCAGAGCGCAGGGCCGCGCCCGCCCGCCCGCGCGCUGGAGCAGGCGCGCCGGGCGGCGGCCGACGUGCCGACGGG